Corticium candelabrum is the source of this 2017-nucleotide messenger RNA. RefSeq lists its product as uncharacterized. The coding region runs from base 67 to 1755 and encodes 562 amino acids. Gene Ontology annotation, cellular component: early endosome; recycling endosome; trans-Golgi network. The transcript has a single exon. NCBI's taxonomy places the organism in Eukaryota, Metazoa, Porifera, Homoscleromorpha, Homosclerophorida, Plakinidae. The record is from RefSeq and is a predicted model, not a curated record. Gene Ontology annotation, biological process: retrograde transport, endosome to Golgi; receptor recycling; endosome organization.
CACGCCUUAUUCCGGGUAGAUUGCCUAGAAAAUCGGCCGUCCAGCGUGCUCUGUUUGAGUCGAGCCAUGGAGAUUGAAGGUCGACAGUCAGGCGAUCUGUGCGAGGCGGAUAGCUGCAGUCAUCUUGCCAACGCUAACAGCCUGGAAACUUCUUCGACCAGUGACGGUAGCAGUCUUGGCAGUGACCAGUUGCACAAGAGCAACGACGAGCAGAAAAACUUGGAUAUUGCACUCGAUGUCGUGCCGAAUGUAUGGUCUCUUAGCCGAUCUGGCAUCUCCUACCGUAACGUUCGGGGUCAUCAAGCUGAUGAUCAACAUCCGGCCAUGGCCACUCGUGAUCAGAGCGACGGAUGUGAAGAAGCCCCAGAGCUCACUGCUGCCGAGACGUAUGGAGACACACACUUGCCUAGAAAUGUUGUAUUGGCGAACGGAACUCAGUUAGAGCCUUAUUAUGAACAACAGAGUAAAGGAAGGUCGGGCAAGAAACCAGUGGUUCGAUCUGUUACUGAUCCUACAGACAAGAGGUCAUCAACAUUUUUUGGAAGAAUCAAAUGGCAAACAUCGCUCAAACGUGUAGGCAAGAAAAUUGUAGAUUCUCAAUUGAGAGUGACGCCUCCAGCAGAAUUUAGCAACUUGCUGCAAGUUAGAAGCAACAAGUUGUCCCUGUUUCAGACUAAGUGGACUGAAUACUGGUGUGCUAUUGAGGGUCAAUGCAUUGGUUGCUACAAGACGGGUUCGUAUUCGAGGCCGAUACUUAGUGUUCCACUCGUUUGUGGACACGUGGAGCGUUGCUCAACUGACAAGAUAGGGCAGUACUUAUUUCAAGUUGUACCAAACAAAAGUGUUGGCACAAAUGGAGAUGUCAAGCCGGUUGUCUUUCGUACUGAUACAGAACAAGAAAUGGAGAGGUGGGUCGAUGCAAUUGGCUGCCAUAUCAAGAAAGUGACAGAGGCAGAUGCCGAUGGUCUAAAUGCUGAUAUCGUGGAGACAAGGACGACCACUGCAAAGAGAAAACUUGAGUCGUUUUCGGGUCAGUGUAAGACUCCAGUGCAUCAUUCUGGUCUUCUCCCUAGUAAAUCACUACCAUUGCAGCUACUAGAUGAUGUUUACGUUUCAGAAAGUAGAAUGACCUCAUCGGCAAACUUAAAGUCAACCAGUCCAUCUAUCCAUCCGAUAUUAGUGGGUAAAAAGAACAAAUCUCAACCUGAUCCACCAUACUAUAUUAAUCCUAAUGACGUAGUUGGGCCUACUAAAAGUCAAAAGAACACUGAAGUACCCGACUAUAUACAAUUAUCAGAAGACGGUUGUCCAGAUGAAAUGGCUUAUGAAGGAUGGCUGUAUAAGAAAACACUGUCCAAGUCUUGGUCAGAGCGCUACUGUCGUCUGACUGAUGGAAUACUUUCCCUCUACAAGAAUGAGACAGAAACAGUGCCGAUGACGUCGAAGAGUGUGGCAGGUUGUCAUGUUGAUUUUGUUCAUACGAAGAACGGACGUCAUGUGUUUCGAGUUGAACCUAUGUAUGGGAGUGGUGAGCAGGUCCUUGCAACUACACAAACUGAAGACAUGACACACUGGCUACAUGCACUCAAACGAGCAGCAGCAAUCCAACCGACUGCGAUGACUCUAAAACAGGUACCAAGUCAGGAGUCAAAUGAAACAACUGUUGGUGUAGAAAACAUAACUUCUCAGAUAUCUAGACAGAAGUCUCAACUCACUCAUACAUCUCAUGUGAAUGAAAUAGGGACAUCAGUAUAGGAAACUACGUGUUUCUAAAUAUUUCUAUAGAACUAGACGGAUUUUUCCAUUUUGCAGUUUUUCGAGUGUUCACGAUGACUCACAAAGUUUUACAUAGUAAUUGUUCAGACAGCACAGUCAAUGUUUGAUGUAGCAGUUGUGAGCAAAUGCCAAGUAGACUACAGUCUCACUUGCUAGAGUAACCAUGUCCAUCACAUUUAUGUUAUCUGCAUGUAUCUGGUAAAUGUUAUUAUGUGGUUGAUAAAUGUUAUUAUGUGGUUCA